GUUGCACAUUCAAAACAACCAAUAGAAACUCAGUCACAGUUUUCGCCUGCUAGGAUCCCGACAUCUAUAUAAAAGCAUGUCAAAAUUAAGACAGUCAUGUCUUAAAUUUCCUCGUGGCAUCCGCUCUGUUUAUUUUCUGGUUGUAAACGGUAACAUUUAAUCCACUGUAUGAUUGAAUGAUCAUUUUUCUAGCAAUCCCCAAGAGUAGAGUUGUGAGAAGCGUUUUAGCGCGCUCUAUGCUUGCAAUCUUUGCCAGUCAUUUGCUGUUCUUGGAGCUCUAUUUGGUAUUACCUUAUUUAUUAGGAGACGAGAAAUACUUAGCAUACAGCAUCUUGUUGUUUAUAUAUGCUUGUUUUUGUUCGAGUGUUACAUUGUGUAUUUAUAAAGACCCAAGUAUUCGUAGCCUACUGUUAUCGUCUAAGUCGAAACCAGAUUGGACUUAUUGUCUUACAUGCCAAACUUUACGACCGCCUCGUGCUCACCACUGUUUUGACUGUGCUGUAUGUGUUCUUCGACGUGAUCAUCACUGCACUAUUAUAGGUCAAUGUAUUGGUCAUGCAAAUUGGCGAUAUUUUUGUAAUACUUUAUUAUAUGGGUUAUUAGGUUGUGCAUUUAUGAGUUAUUAUAAUUUAAUAUUAAUAUUUCAAUCAGAUUAUUUUCCUAUAACAUGGUCUAUUUAUUAUCGACUGUUAUGUAUGAUUGCACCACCGGGUUUUAUGUGGUUAACUGGUUAUUUAACAUUUUUACAAAGUAUCAUCUUCUUGACAACAAGUUUAUCAACUAUCAUUACAUGUUUAUUAUUUAUAUUUAUGAUUUAUGAAUUCAAUUUAAUGUUCACAAAUCAAACAAUGUUUGAACGUACAUUCAAAUCAUUCGAUCAAUUCUAUUGGAGUAAUAAUGAUGAUAAUCAUAUGAAAGGUAUUAAAAAAUUUGGAGAAGAGAUGAAUAGUAGUGGUGGUAGUAGUAGUACUACAAUGACAAGUACAUCUGUACUACAUCAUCGACGACAAGAAUCAUUAUCCAAUCACUAUCCAUCUUUAUAUAAUAUCGGUUAUAAAAAUAAUAUUAAACAAUAUUUAGGUGAACGUUGGAUUCUUGCUAUUCUAUGUCCAUUUGUUCAUUCUCCAUUAACAACAGAUGGAUUAAGUUUUCCAACAUCAGAUAGUGUAAAAUUUAAAUGAUUGUUUUUUUUUUGUUUCCAUAUGUCUUUAUGUUUAUCUAAUGUCUUUUGUAUAGUAUUCUUUUUUGUGUGUUCAAUUUGAUUUUUCUGUUUGUAAAAAACUACCAUAUGCAUUUGAUUAUAAAACUAUUUCAUUUGUUUUUU
Schistosoma intercalatum is the source of this 1324-nucleotide messenger RNA. The record is from the annotation of a GenBank genome assembly. Lineage: Eukaryota; Metazoa; Platyhelminthes; Trematoda; Strigeidida; Schistosomatidae.